AUGGAUACUACCCAUGAUACUGUCUCUGAUGGAGUUGAAGGCGCUACUCAUGUCGCUGACGAUGGACUGCGGCCCAACUCCGAGCGGCCUUCCUCCCCGGAUUGCAAUCCAGAGCCGGAAGUGCAUUACAGGCGCAAUAUGUCUACCUCAUCCGCCUGUCGUCUACCACCAGAGAUCCUAUCUCACAUCUUCACGCUCGAUGCUGAGAAGCACAAAUCACUUUGGAGCUUGAAAUGGACUCGUCUCAUGCUAGUCUGUCGCCGCUUCAGAGAGAUCGGCCUUCAACAUUGCGAACUCUGGAGUUAUAUAACCCUGCGGAUUACAUCUGAUUCCGACCACGAUGGUCUCUUGGUUCGACGAGCGCGAGCGAAAGGAGACCCACUCACAAUCAAAGUCCACUACGAUCAAGCGAUGGCGGACUAUCUUGACGUGAUGGGGGGUUCGUUCUGGGACUCCGGGGCAUUGAAAUGGCUGUCGAUCAGCUUUGCGUCGCAGGCACCGUCGCCCAAGGAAUUCAUGCGUGACUUAACGGCACACGUCUAUCCUGAAAUGGAGUGCCUGUUUCUACAUAACCUGGAUCGUUCCCAGGCUACGAACUGUGAGGAGAUCAUUUCUUCAUUCCUUACCGUGGCGACCGCGCCCAAAUUGAGAUCUCUCGGCCUACCCUUUGUACCUAUGGGAAUGGCCAUAGAUCUCCCCUCCCUCCGAUCCUUCUCUAUGUCGACAGUAUCGCUAGAUGAGCAUGUCAUCACGAAUUUGGCCGCGUUUCUUCAGCGAUGCCCUCGAACGAGGACGCUGUCUUUUAAUCAAUUGGACACUUCUUGGAACGGAGCGAACCUCAACGCCGUGCCAAGCCGUGUUGCCCUACCUGAAUUCGAACACUUACACCAUUUCGGUGGUCUACGGUUCGCGAAUGCGCUUUUGGAAAGUCUCACGCUUCCCCGCGCGAACUCGAUUCUUCUCCUCCUCAACUCUGUGGAAUCACCACAAGAGAUCAAGCGCCUCGCGGACAACGUGAAGGUCUAUCUACACGACUCGGAGGAGGCCAGAGUAGCCGCACACGCGCUGCGGGUGCAUAGAGGCAGCUUUUCGACCUAUCCUCCCCCUGGAUUUGGCGAUAAGUUACCGACCAUGAGCCUUAUGACGGGCGGCAUGUUCGGGUCGGAGAGCGGCCAGCGGACCGUUUCCAUUAUGCUACCCGCCUUCUUAAUCGCAGGAAACCUUGCGGAGGUCGACGUCCGCUUCAGAGGCGACCGUGACUACGAAGACCCACCUAUGGGAGUCCCGAGUAACCUGGGCACUCCAGGUCGUGCUAUACUCUUGGUUCGAGCCGAAGAGUCCGCGCAAUGGACUCUCGACGUCCUGCAGAAGCUUUUACGAGUCGAAACGCGCACGCGGAUCACCGGGAUCUGCGUCGACCUGCUGAUGUGGGAGGAUCACGACCGUAAGGAUAUCAGGAAGGUCAUCAAGCGCCUUUGCGAGUUCGUGUAUAGUGCGAAGGACGCUGGGAAGGCGAUUGAGGUCGUCGAGUUCAUAUGCGGCGAUGCGCCUGAUAAUGUUCUGAGGCUUAUACCGUCGAAGACAUUGGAGAAGCUUGUGACGCUGAAGGUUCAGACAGACGAAGAUACGUAUAGUUCGGCCUCGGACGAAGGAUACGAGGUGUAG
Messenger RNA from Peniophora sp. CBMAI 1063, 1665 nucleotides. Lineage: Eukaryota; Fungi; Basidiomycota; Agaricomycetes; Russulales; Peniophoraceae. The record is from the annotation of a GenBank genome assembly.